Centropristis striata (black sea bass) is the source of this 1319-nucleotide messenger RNA. It is a transcript of the gene lysmd4, whose product is annotated as LysM, putative peptidoglycan-binding, domain containing 4. The record is from RefSeq and is a predicted model, not a curated record. Bases 152 to 970 code for a protein of 272 amino acids. The transcript is spliced from 3 exons. Lineage: Eukaryota; Metazoa; Chordata; Actinopteri; Perciformes; Serranidae.
AACUUCUUUUAGAAAGGGCACGAAGAAGGAAACGGCUAACAGUAGCUAGCGCCACUAGUUGCCAUUGUAAUGAUAGCAAGUGAAGCCGGGGAGGACUGCUUUGGGAAGGCGGUGUCCUGCCAUAAUAUUUGGACAAGGUUGGUGCUUCAUAAUGCGGCGAGGGGAGCACGUUUCUCGGGCUUUCCAGGCCCCGGUGGAUGUCCAUGCCAGUGCAGAUGGCCAAGUUUACAUGUUCAAUAGACGACCCAAUGAGUCCAUUGGAUCCUCAGAUGAUGAGGAGCUCAAUGUCAUGGAGAUGAGGCCACGGGUUUUCCGAGACCAGGAGCAGGACGGACUGAGAAACAUCCAGCUGCUGGAGAGGGAGGUGUUAGAUGGUGACAACCUCAACAAGCUUGCACUGCAAUAUGGCUGCAAGGUGGCAGAUAUAAAGCGAGUCAACAACCUUAUGCAGGAACAAGAUUUAUUUGCACUGAAAUCUAUCAAAAUCCCUAUUCAGAAACACAGCUUUUUAACAGAGACAUACUCGGACCUAACUGACCCUCAAAAAGAAAUGCCACCUUCAUCUGAAACACCAGAGAAGCCCCUGGACCGAGCCAGAGCUCAGCCACAUCUGCAGGAGGUCACAGACUUUCUAAUGGAGGUGGACCACGAUAUUGAGAAACUGAUUCAGACCACGAACGAUCAAGAUGAGGAUCUCUUGGAUAACUCUGACAGACGAUUUGGUUUCAGAGGAAAUCGUCUGACCAGUCAUGGUGCAGACUGGGGCAUCCAGUGGUGGAACGCUGUGGUCGCCAUGCUCCUGAUCGGCAUCGUCCUGCCGUUAUUUUAUGUAAUUUAUUUCAAAACAAAAGAUAAUGGAGUAGUUUCACCAACAGAUGCUAGUGGUGCCGUACAGUCAUCCACCACCUCUCCACCCCCCUCGGGGACAGGCCUCAGUACAGGAGGAAAGUAUUUGCAAGAACCAGGAUAGUACAGAUUCAGAAAACCAGAAUCAUUUUUAAGACUGUUGGGUUUGAUGGUUUCAUAAGUAGGUGACAAUCAAGAUAAGCCAAAUCUCUUAAAAUGUUAACUCAAUCAGUGCAAUACCACCAUGUGUCUGUGAAUUUUACUUCUUAUUUUAUACUAUAACUGUGAUGCUUGAGACAAAGUGAAAUGGCUACUCCCUGUUCUCAUUUUUGUGACAAUUUAGGACACUAACAUUUUGUCAAGCGGUAGCGUUUCCUGAAAUAUUACCCUUGAUACUGUUUGAUACCUGAUCCUUUGGUUUGUCUGUUGGGAUUAUAGGUCUGUGGGUGCUUUACUAAACUCGAGGUAGUAAU